GUGAAAAGGGUGCUAAAUUGCCGGAAGAAACGGCCGAAUUACUAGAACGUCAACUCGACGCUGAAGAAAAUGCUACCGAGCAAAAUGAAGCAGAAACGCUUAAUACAAUGGACAUGAAUCAGGGUUCUGAAACAUCAUUCGAGGAAAGUACUGAGGCUAUGGAGGUAGUUCGUAACAGUUUUUUAAAAGUGAUCGCACAAAAGCCAAGAUCGGAUAACGUGCGCGAUGACCUUUCAGUUGGUUAUUAUCUUACAACAGGAGAUAGCCAAAGAUUGAAAAGUAUUGAACAGGCGCUCCAAGAACAGCGCCAGUUGCUCGAGACAAUUGCUUUGCAAAGUCGUCAGGUACUUUGA
Molecule: messenger RNA, 353 nt
Organism: Acanthocheilonema viteae
Lineage: Eukaryota; Metazoa; Nematoda; Chromadorea; Rhabditida; Onchocercidae
Source: the annotation of a GenBank genome assembly